AUGUCUACGUGCGGAACAUGUUUGCGCGUAUUCCCAGCUGGCUGGCAGUCGCGGCAGCAACACAUGGAUGCGACUGGACACUAUCCUCCAGACUUUGAGUGUGAUACGUGCGAUCGGUACUUUGGUAGUCAGCAUGCUGUCGACCAACACAUGACUGACCUGUUCCAUUGGGCUGAAUCCUCUGAGGCGGAUGAGCCAGAUUACGAGUGUGACGACUGCAACGCAAGUUUUUAUGAUGAAGAAGGCCUUCGCGACCACGAGGUCAAGGAACACUUCUACUGUGACCCUUGUGAUCGCUAUUUUCAAUGUUGGGGCAAUAUCAAUCAACACCUCCAUAGCAAAAUUCACCGCAAUAGCUCCAUUCGAUGCUUUUUCUGCAAGACCGAACAUGGAACGGCUACCGCGUUGGUUCAUCACCUUGAAGGCGGCUUUUGCCCAAAGGCCCCAUUGAGUCGUGAUACACUAUAUGAGGCAGUACGAAGGCGCGAUCCUAACGGUAUUAUCUCAAAGAAGCUGCUUACUUGGACAGGAAGCACAAGCUACGAGGCUACUGAGAUGGCAUGGAACUCCGCUGUCGACGCCUACCAAUGCUACCUAUGCGCACGCCUCUUCGGUAAACUUGCAUCACUGAAUCAACACCUUGGCUCCCCUAUUCACCAGCAGAAGCUCUAUCACUGCCCAAAUAGGCGCUGCAAUCGUGAUUUUAAAACUCUCGCAGCUGUUAUAAAUCAUCUAGAGAGUGAGAGUUGCGAUUACAUGCGUUUUGAGGCAGUACAGACGAACGUUCAGCGUAUCCUUGAUCCCAACCGGAUGAUACAAGCAUAA
Messenger RNA from Beauveria bassiana ARSEF 2860, 825 nucleotides. Its product is annotated as zinc finger protein. Gene Ontology annotation, biological process: regulation of transcription by RNA polymerase II. Bases 1 to 825 code for a protein of 274 amino acids. The record is from RefSeq and is a predicted model, not a curated record. Gene Ontology annotation, molecular function: RNA polymerase II transcription regulatory region sequence-specific DNA binding; DNA-binding transcription factor activity, RNA polymerase II-specific. NCBI's taxonomy places the organism in Eukaryota, Fungi, Ascomycota, Sordariomycetes, Hypocreales, Cordycipitaceae. The transcript is spliced from 2 exons. Gene Ontology annotation, cellular component: nucleus.